AUGCAGUCAGGAAUCUCCGCCUCCAAGGAGCUGGUCUCCCAAUUCAACGACCUCCUCCGCUCCGAAUCGACCUUUGGUCUCCUCGUCAACAUUUCCAACGAGCAACUCACGCCCAUCCAAACCCUGACCUCCUCGUCAGGCUCCGGGAGCGCCUCCUCCUUCGCCUCCAAUGUCGACACCCUCCUGACCCCUCACAUCAAGGAGAAAGAAGCUCUCUACAUCAUCCUCCGCCGCUAUGACUCCUCGCCCGCGCUGGUCGCCGUCACCUACGUCCCCGACACCGCUCCCGUGCGGCAGAAGAUGUUGUUCGCCUCUACGCGCUUGACGCUGGUCCGCGAGCUCGGGUCCGAACACUUCCGCGAGACCAUCUUCGCGACCACCGCCAAGGAGCUGACCAGCCAAGGAUUUGAGAAGCAUGAUGCCCACACGAAGCUGGACGCGCCGCUGACGGAGGAGGAGAAGAGUCUUGGCGAGGUGAAGAGGGCUGAGCAAGAGGCUGGCGCGGGGACGAGUAAGCGGGAGAUUCACCUGGGGACCCAUAUGGCUAUGCCGAUGGGGGAGGAUGCGCUUGAGGCUCUUAGGGGGUUGUCUUCUGAUAGUGGUAAUGGGUUGGUGAUGCUGAAAGUAAACCCCACCUCCGAAACCAUUGAGCUGGUACCCUCCUCUUCCAACCCAUCUUCCAUCGCCGACCUCGUCCAAGCCAUCUCCCCAUCCGAGCCGCGCUUCACCUUCUUCCGGUAUACACACACGCACAGCGGCUCCGAGGAGUCGCCCAUUUUGUUCUUCUACACCAACCCCAGCUCCACCGGUGGCCGCAUCGCCAUCAAGCAGCGCAUGCUGUACCCGCUCAUGAAGCGGGCCGUUCUGGAGGUGGCGAGCAAAGAGGGGCUGAACCCGGAUAAGAAGUUUGAGGUGGAAGAGCCGAGCGAGAUCACGGAGGAAAGCGUGUUGAGUGAGUUGCAUCCCAAGGUGGUGCAGAGUAGGGGGUUUGCUAGGCCGAAGAGGCCUGGUGGCAGGUAA
Molecule: messenger RNA, 1020 nt
Organism: Sordaria macrospora k-hell
Lineage: Eukaryota; Fungi; Ascomycota; Sordariomycetes; Sordariales; Sordariaceae
Biological process (GO): actin filament depolymerization; barbed-end actin filament capping
Cellular component (GO): actin filament; cytoplasm
Molecular function (GO): actin filament binding; actin monomer binding
Source: RefSeq, a predicted model, not a curated record